UACCCCCCUAUGGAUCUGCCCCUCACUCUCACCCCCUUCUUACCCCGUGUGUCUGUGUGUUACUCUGUAUUUACUGUACUGCACUGGGGCAGAGAGAUCCGUCAUUAUUAUAUCAAUGCCCCACCCCUUCCCAUUGGCUGCUGGGGCAGAGAGAUCCCUCAUUAUUAUAUCAAUGCCCCUUCCCUUCCCAUUGGCUGCUGGGGCAGAGAGAUCCGUCAUUAUUAUAUCAAUGCCCCGCCCCUUCUCUUCCCAUUGGCUGCUGGGGCAGAGAGAUCCGUCAUUAUUAUAUCAAUGCCCCGCCCCUUCCCAUUGGCUGCUGGGGCAGAGAGAUCCCUCAUUAUUAUAUCAAUGCCCCGCCCCUUCCCAUUGGCUGCUGGGGCAGAGAGAUCCGUCAUUAUUAUAUCAAUGCCCCGCCCCUUCUCUUCCCAUUGGCUGCUGGGGCAGAGAGAUCCGUCAUUAUUAUAUCAAUGCCCCGCCCCUUCCCAUUGGCUGCUGGGGCAGAGAGAUCCCUCAUUAUUAUAUCAAUGCCCCGCCCCUUCCCUUCCCAUUGGCUGCUGGGGCAGAGAGAUCCCUCAUUAUUAUAUCAAUGCCCCUUCCCUUCCCAUUGGCUGCUGGGGCAGAGAGAUCCGUCAUUAUUAUAUCAAUGCCCCGCCCCUUCCCUUCGGCUGCUGGGGCAGAGAUCCGUCAUUAUUCUAUCAAUGCCCCGCCCCUUCCCUUCCCAUUGGCUGCUGGGGCAGAGCGAUCCCUCAUUAUUAUAUCAAUGCCCCGCCCCUUCCCAUUGGCUGCUGGGGCAGAGAGAUCCCUCAUUAUUAUAUCAAUGCCCCGCCCCUUCCCUUCCCAUUGGCUACUGGGGCAGAGAGAUCCCUCAUUAUUCUAUCAAUGCCCCGCCCCUUCCCAUUGGCUGCUGGGGCAGAGAGAUCCGUCAUUAUUAUAUCAAUGCCCCGCCCCUUCCCAUUGGCUGCUGGGGCAGAGAGAUCCCUCAUUAUUAUAUCAAUGCCCCUUCCCUUCCCAUUGGCUGCUGGGGCAGAGAGAUCCGUCAUUAUUAUAUCAAUGCCCCGCCCCUUCCCAUUGGCUGCUGGGGCAGAGAGAUCCGUCAUUAUUCUAUCAAUGCCCCGCCCCUUCCCUUCCCAUUGGCUGCUGGGGCAGAGAGAUCCCUCAUUAUUCUAUCAAUGCCCCGCCCCUUCCCAUUGGCUGCUGGGGCAGAGAGAUCCGUCAUUAUUAUAUCAAUGCCCCGCCCCUUCCCAUUGGCUGCUGGGGCAGAGAGAUCCCUCAUUAUUAUAUCAAUGCCCCGCCCCUUCCCAUUGGCUGCUGGGGCAGAGAGAUCCGUCAUUAUUAUAUCAAUGCCCCUUCCCUUCCCAUUGGCUGCUGGGGCAGAGAGAUCCGUCAUUAUUAUAUCAAUGCCCCGCCCCUUCCCUUCCCAUUGGCUGCUGGGGCAGAGAGAUCCGUCAUUAUUAUAUCAAUGUCCCGCCCCUUCCCUUUGGCUGCUGGGGCAGAGAGAUCCGUCAUUAUUAUACUAACGCCCCGCCCCUUCCCUUCCCAUUGGCUGCUGGGGCAGAGAGAGCCGUCAUUAUUAUAUCAAUGCCCCGCCCCUUCCCUUCCCAUUGGCUGCUGGGGCAGAGCGAUCCGUCAUUAUUAUAUCAAUGCCCCGCCCCUUCCCUUCCCAUUGGCUGCUGGGGCAGAGCGAUCCCUCAUUAUUAUAUCAAUGCCCCGCCCCUUCCCUUCCCAUUGGCUGCUGGGGCAGAGAGAUCCGUCAUUAUUAUAUCAAUGCCCCGCCCCUUCCCUUCCCAUUGGCUGCUGGGGCAUAGAGAUCCAUCAUUAUUAUACUAACGCCCCGCCCCUUCCCAUUGGCUGCUGGGGCAGAGAGAUCCAUCAUUAUUAUAAUAACGCCCCUCCCUUCCCUUCCCAUUGGCUGCU
Messenger RNA from Xenopus tropicalis (tropical clawed frog), 1914 nucleotides. RefSeq lists its product as uncharacterized. The transcript is spliced from 2 exons. Lineage: Eukaryota; Metazoa; Chordata; Amphibia; Anura; Pipidae. Bases 468 to 1517 code for a protein of 349 amino acids. The record is from RefSeq and is a predicted model, not a curated record.